Messenger RNA from Uranotaenia lowii, 2135 nucleotides. Its product is annotated as outer mitochondrial transmembrane helix translocase-like. Gene Ontology annotation, molecular function: ATP hydrolysis activity; ATP binding. The coding region runs from base 227 to 1387 and encodes 386 amino acids. Lineage: Eukaryota; Metazoa; Arthropoda; Insecta; Diptera; Culicidae. Gene Ontology annotation, cellular component: mitochondrial outer membrane. The transcript is spliced from 3 exons. The record is from RefSeq and is a predicted model, not a curated record.
CCAGUGCAUUUUGUCACUCGAUAAAACGUCGAAGAAAGCGAAAAAAGGCCAUCGCAGAAAAAAGAAUCUUUCUUCGCGUUGAACGGGUUCUUGUGUUUCGCAAUAUUUUCGUAUCUUGGGAAAGAUCCCACAAGGUGCAAAGGGAACCGGAAGCAGCACGGUCAAACGCAGUCGGAAGUUUCGUUGUUACGUCACCUGAAUAAGGCAACAGUGGUGAUCGGUCAAGAUGUCCGGACCACCGACCAGCAUCACGCGGAAUGAGGUCGCCCAAUUCGUGCUGCGGAUUACACUGGUCUCGAUCGUAACCUACUACUCGGCCAAAUGGUUGAUGAAAAAUCUGGACCCCACCAACAAGAGCAAGAAAAAGGCCAUUGAAAAGGCGGAGGAAAUCCUGCGCAAACUUGGUCCCAAUAUGAAAAAGAAUGCUCUCACCAAUUUGAACGACUACGAGCUGGUGAUAGCUUCGCAUUUGGUCGUUCCCGAGAACAUAAGUGUCAGCUGGGAAAGCAUCGCCGGACUGGAUCACGUUUGCCAGGAAAUCAAGGAAAGUUUGGUAUUUCCGGUUUGCCACCGGGACAUGUUUUCCGGCUCUGCCCUGUACCAAGCUCCGAAGGGGGUCCUGCUUUACGGCCCACCAGGUUGCGGCAAGACUCUGAUCGCCAAAGCCACGGCCAAGGAGGCAGGAAUGCGUUUCAUCAAUCUGGAUGUGGCCAUGCUCACCGAUAAAUGGUAUGGUGAAUCGCAAAAAUUGGCUUCUGCAGUUUUUUCGCUUGCUGUCAAAAUUCAGCCCUGCAUUAUUUUCAUUGAUGAAAUUGAUUCAUUUUUACGUGCCCGUAAUUCCUCGGACCACGAGGCAACAGCCAUGAUGAAGACACAGUUUAUGAUGUUGUGGGACGGAUUGAACACGGAAUCUGAUUCUACCGUUAUCGUAAUGGGUGCUACAAAUCGGCCGCAGGAUUUGGACAAAGCUAUUCUGCGCCGUAUGCCAGCACAGUUCCACAUUGGAUUGCCACACGAAGAGCAGCGCUUGAAAAUUUUGCAAUUGAUCCUUCGACAGGAAAAGAUAUCCAACGAUGUUGAUUUCCAUCAGCUGGCCCGAAUGACCAACAACUAUUCCGGAUCAGAUCUGAGAGAGAUGUGCAGGAACGCAUCGGUAUAUCGCAUCCGGAAAGUUAUGCGGGAAAAGAACAAGGAAAUGGCUGCUCGGAUUGCUGCUAAUGGAACUGCAAACGGCAACCCUUCGUGGGCUUCCACUUCGUCUGGUUCCCCAAUUUUAGAUGACGCUCCAGCUAUCACAAUGGAUGAUCUUGUUGAAUCCCUGAAGAAUAUGAAGCACUCAAAAUAUAAUUCCGGUCAAAUAAAUGACUCGCGUAUAGAUUUAGACUAAAUUUCUCAUAACGUUCCUGGGAACGCGAAAUUAAAAUAAAUCGGAUUGAAACGCUUAUACAUAUGAUAAGAGUGUCUGCAAAACGGUUCUCAUUUUUUCCUAUCAGCAUGAUUUUAUUUAAUAACUUAUUAGAUUAUAUGGCGAUUAGUUUUAAUUCCUCAGCACAAAAUCUUUUCAAAUUAUCCAAAAAGGAACAGUUUCUAUAAUAGGGAAACAAUAGACCUUCAUUUCUUCUUUUGAUCGAAUGCCACUCGUAUUAAAAUUGUCAUUGAAGUGUAAACGUGAGCAGCAUUCCCGAUCGAAAGAAAAAAUGAGGUAGAAUUGUAUAGAAUACCACCAAAUUAAACAAGAUUAUAAAUUGUAGCUUUCACCAAUAGCUUGUAAGAGAAAUGUUAGUGAACAUAGGAUACUAUUUAACUACCUUGUCUCAACUGUACGGUGUAUAUCCAGUCAGAAUAUUUAGUAACUCUAGUGUAGAUAAGUCAAUACGAUCAGAUCAGAACAGAUGCGGUAUCGGGCUAGUUUUAUUUUCCUACUUACCUACUAAUGGGACGUCAUGAAUUCAUGAAACUAAGAAAGUUAUUUUUCCCUUGUUAGGUGUUUAAGAAUGAAAAUGAUUUAUUUGUAUGCUUUUCAUGGUUGAAUUAGGAAAUUAGCUUACCUUAGCUUAGCUUAGCUUACCUAUUACGAGCAGGUAAAUCGUGUAAUAUCUUUAGAAAGAUGUCAAUACAUAAAAUUUAAAUUCCAA